Molecule: messenger RNA, 1434 nt
Organism: Monoraphidium neglectum
Lineage: Eukaryota; Viridiplantae; Chlorophyta; Chlorophyceae; Sphaeropleales; Selenastraceae
Exons: 3
Coding region: 1-1434 (477 amino acids)
Molecular function (GO): carbohydrate binding
Source: RefSeq, a predicted model, not a curated record
AUGACCUGGAACGAGGGCCACUCCUGGACUCUGGACAUACCCCUGCCGGCUGGCAAAGUGACCUUUAAGGUGGUCAUGCAGGAGGCAAAUGGCGGUGUGCGCUGGGAGACCAGCACCGGCAACAGGGCAGUCACGCUGCCCGCCACCACUGAUGCCGCCACACCUGUGGGCAGCGUGGGCGUCGCUUGCAGCUGGGGCGAGAUUAGCGACACGCGCGUCAAGGCCCUCCCCGACAGGAGCUUCCUGCGCUCACGGCUGGACGCCCUGGAGGGGCGCGCCUCAGCGCUCCGGCACCAGCAGAGCCGCACCGUGCUGCUGUCGGGCCCGACGCACUCUGCGCCAUCAGUGCCAGACGGGGAGGUGGGGCUAGCAGGUACUGCGUGGACGCCAGGUGCUGCCGUGCCCAGCGGCGUGGGCGAGCGCGCCCUUGGCGCGACGGUGGAUCAGCUGCUGCAGGUCGCGCAUGAGGCACUCGACCGUGGGGACUCCAGUGCCGGCGCGAUCGCACUGGGCGCCGCAGAGUGCGAGGCCGAGGAGCCCACUUCCCUCUCGCGCUGCUGCAUACUCCUGGCGGUGUCACAGGCCGCCACUGCCGCCCUGGAGAACCAGGUCAAUCUGGCUGCAGCCUGGGCAGCCAGCAAGACACAAGCCUCCCUGCUGGCGGACGAACCUGCCGCGCCUGUCGGUCCCGCCAUGCCUCAGCUGCGCGACUCUGUGUUCAGCGACGAGGCCCCUCCGGCCACAACCUCCCCGCAGACCGCCGCAGGGCAGGCUGGCAAGGACCCCGCCGGCCCGGCGGCGGCCCUCGUGCCCACCCCAGAGGAUCAGGGCGGGGCACUCAUGUUCAGUGCCGACAGCCUUCGAGCUGAGGUGGAUCCCCACGUCAUGCUCCGGGCGGUCCUGGAGCGCACCACCAGGUCUGCAGCUGGGGCCACCAGCGCGCCAGCAGCAGCGGCUGCAGCGUAUCUGGAAACGGAGCUGCGCUCCACACCCACGGAGGUGGAGGCCCCGCCCCCCGAAGUGCAGCACAGCAGCGCGCCACAGACGGCUGAGGUCCCCGCGGCCGGGCGUGUGGCCACGGUGGCGGCAGCCUCAAACGUUGUCCUUUCUGUUGACGCGCAAAGCAGCACUGGUACUGCAGUGGCCCGCCCUACACAGGUGGUGCCGGCCCCCAGCGGCGCCGGCCCUCAGCGACAGCAGCUGCAAUCUCUUCUGGGCGGCAUCGAGGCCAAGGCUGACGCUUGCCGCACCCUCACCGCCCAGAUAGCUCAGGGCAGGGCUGCCAAGCGUGAUGCGGCUCUUGAGGUGGCCGCAGCACCUACAGUUGCCACCAUUGCGAGCCUCAAUGACGGGCUCUUUGCGGCGCGGGCCUCGGCGCUGGCUGUCGUGGUGGCGAUGCUGAUGUCGUCAGCUGGCCGCAGGAUGGGCGCAUGA